This is a messenger RNA of Sinocyclocheilus grahami, 612 nucleotides long. RefSeq names its product UPF0722 protein C11orf88 homolog. NCBI's taxonomy places the organism in Eukaryota, Metazoa, Chordata, Actinopteri, Cypriniformes, Cyprinidae. Gene Ontology annotation, biological process: cilium assembly. The coding region runs from base 1 to 465 and encodes 154 amino acids. The transcript is spliced from 6 exons. The record is from RefSeq and is a predicted model, not a curated record.
AUGACUGAAGAACUAGACAAAGAGGUUUUGGACAGUGUUGCAGAAAUCGACAAACUUUAUACAGUAUUUGAUGGAGCGUCUCAAGAAGAUGUGGCAUAUGCAAAGGUUUUCUGGAGCUCGCUUUCCCUGCAGCCACCAAUAGAGUCUCGGCUGGUUUCUGCAGACAUCAGGCAGCGGUUGAACGUUGCGAAGACCCCGAACUACAGUGCACUGCAGCAUGAAGAACUAAUGAGCCAGCCUGUGGAGGGCAGUUAUGGAUCUCUAAUAAAAGAGGAGUCAAUUGCCAAGAAACGAGACCAGAUUAUUGCCCUUCUGAAAAAGCAGAGGGAUGAGCGAAUUAAGAGGGAGAUGAUUUCCUACCGAAACAAACCAAGAAAAGGCAACCUAGUGGAAAAAAAAUUGGCUCCCAAGACCCUUUCAUCAUCUGUGAAUGAGGACCGGAAAGAAGUUCAGAAGCUCCAGUAAACAUAGUGACAAGUCCCAAAUUUGAAACAUAUAAUGUGUCAUUUUAUCAUAGGAAAUAGACAAUUGUUUAAGAAGUUUACUUACAAUGCAGCUAGACUAGCUACAUUUGUUUAUCAUUGCCUUAAACACUUCAAAUAUUAAAAUAUU